Molecule: messenger RNA, 2554 nt
Organism: Labrus mixtus (cuckoo wrasse)
Lineage: Eukaryota; Metazoa; Chordata; Actinopteri; Labriformes; Labridae
Gene: ism2a
Product: isthmin 2a
Exons: 6
Coding region: 547-1902 (451 amino acids)
Source: RefSeq, a predicted model, not a curated record
GUUUGUGUCCUCUGGAAGCAACAGAAUAAUAAUCUGGUUUCAUUUAAAGUUUUUCUCUUUGCUGGAUGAAACUACAAAACCGUACCUCCGCAGUGACGUCACACAUGAGAGAAGGGGAGGGGGGGGGGUUAAGUCAAUGGGCUCAAAGUGGUUUACAAACAGGAGGACCCGAGAACUGAGUGAAUCAGAGGACCUGGACACCUGAAGACUUUGGAGACCUGAGGACCUGAGGACGGAGCGAAGCUUCAUCCCUGAAAUCUUUGACUAAAAGAAGGAGCUCUUCGUGAAAUGAUCAGAGGGACAUCAGGGGGCUCUUUUCUGUGUUUCAUUCUCAAAGCAGGAGGAGAGAGAGUCCGCACGGAGCUGCAGAGGAAACAUGAGAGCAGAUUUAGGAGAGUCUCGUAAAGUGUGAGUCUGGCUUCAGACUGCAGGAUCUCACGGAUUUAAAAAAAAACGCUCUGCGGGGUUUUUAGAGGAUCUGGAGGAUUUUGAAAAGGAUUGUUGUCGCUUUGAGGAAAAGAUCCGGGCGGGUUGUUGGGGGGGCCGAUGGAGCCGAGGAAAGCGUCUCUUGUGCGGCUGCUGAUCGUCGCGGUGGUCUCGGUGUCAGUGUGCAGCUUUCCAGCGGACAGGAACUCUACAGAGAUGACAGAAGGGAGUCGUCAUGGCAACGACCUCCAGACUCUCGAGGACCUCCAGCAGGAGAAUCUGCUGCAGACUCUGCCUGCUGCUCCGUCUCCUCCCGGGUCCAGGCUCCGCUGGUCCUUGCGCCAUCAGCAGGGUGUCAUCCCCCCACCAGCGCCUGAAGAAGACCCCGACCUCUUCGUCCUGGACCUGAGGAACUUUCCAGAACUGGCAAACGCAGAUGUGGGCUCCCAGAACCCCAACAUCCAGCUUACCAUCGAGGUGGUGGACGACCCCCAGACCGAGGUGGAGAUGGAUCUCGCCAAAGAGAACCAGCGUAACGACUGGUCAGCGACGUCAUCAGAGUGGGCCAACAGCCACAGGAAGCUGUUCUGGCCUCUGUUCUGGGAGUACCCGGAUCAGCUGGAGAACGGGAGGGCCGGUCUGGAUGACCAGGUUGAGGACUACAGCUACGACCCCAAAGAGCCCGUCCUGAGCGGAGUCGGGGGGGACGUGGGAGGUCACUGGAACAAAGACUGGGAUGCAAAGGAAAACUACGAGUUCGAGGAGGACUGGAGCGACUGGGCUCCCUGCAGCGCCACCUGUGGACACGGCACUCAGAAACGCACUCGGCCCUGCGGCUACGCGUGCACCGCCACUGAGUCGCGCUCGUGUGACCUUGAGAGCUGCACAGACUCUGUUCUCUCAGUGACUGAACAUCCGAGUGUCCAGACGACCAACAGCUCAGACUCUCUGGAAACAAAUGUGGACAGCUGUGAGAAGUGGCUGAGCUGUAAGAACAACUUCCUGCAGAAGUACCUGCACCAGGUGCUGACGGAGUUACCCAGCUGCCCCUGCUCUUACCCCUCUGAGGCCGUUUACAGCGCUGUCAACAUCGCUGACGCCAGCCUGAGGAAGACGUACCGCUGGAGGGACGCCAGCGGACCCAAGGAGCGCCUCGACAUCUACAAACCCUCCGCCCGCUUCUGCAUCCGCUCCAUGCUGUCCUACCACAGCACCACGCUCGCCGCGCAGCACUGUUGCUACGACGACCAGAUGAGACUGAUCACGCGGGGGAAAGGAGCCGGAGCCCCGAACCUGAUCAGCACCGAGUUCUCCCCCGAGCUGCACUACAAGGUGGACGUGCUGCCCUGGAUCCUCUGCAAGGGGGACUGGACCCUGUUCCACUCAGUGAGACCCCCCAACAACGGGCUGGACUGUGUGCCGAACCCCCCCGACGCAGAGUUUCAGACCGAACUAAGAGAAGCCAGAGAGUACUGAUGACAGGGAGGAGACCCAACGAGAGGGACAACAGGGGGGAGGGGGGGGGGGGGGUGCGGACAUGUUGGAUGUUGUGGACAUUUAAUCCCUGCCGCCUCCUGAAGGCUGGAGUUCUGUUUGAUUCUGUUCGGGCGCUUUUUGAAGUUUAUUUUCUGAAUCUUUCAGUCGAACGCUUUUACAGAAACUUCAGUUUGAACGUUCAAUAAUGUGAAGACAAGAAACACACACACCUCUACUGCUGAACAUUUAUUAAAGGUUAUACAAAGACUGUUUAGAGCAACUUAGGACGCUUUGUGUUGCUGCUACUGUGUGUGUGUGUGUGUGUGUGUGUGUGUGUGUGUAUGUUUAUUUAUUGGUCGCUGUAUUUUAAUAUCUUUUUUUAUUCCUUAAAACUAAAUGUUUCUGAUUGACAGGAAGCCAGUAAGGUAUCAUGUCUUGUUUCCAUGGUAACAGCCUGAGCUCCUGAGAGUGUGUUACCUGUGAGUGUGUGUGUGUGUGUGUGUGUGUGUGUGUGUUGAAAAAAUCAAUAAAUCAAAGCAGGUCAUUAAGAAGAAGCUGGCGCUGUAACAAGGAAACAAAGCUCAGUGUUGGUGUUGUUGUUCCAGAGUUCAAAUAAAACAUCUGUUUCAGAGCUCGGUGGUUUGCAUGAGAA